UAACAAUCAUCCAGCUCCCCACUUUUUUUUCUCUUGUACAAUUCCAAGCGACACUUUUACCUUCUUCCUCCAACUAUUUUCUCUCUCUAAAAUUAUCUCUCUUUCUCUCUCACACACACACACACACUCAAUAAUAAUAUCUCCUAUAUAGAGUUUCCCACUGUUGAUAUCCUCCUUUCAUUCCUCCAAUUCUUCUCUCUCUUCAGCAAAUAUAGCUAAGUUUUCCGAAGUCAUGGCUGAGGACCAACCCAAGAAGGUUAUCGAUGAGCCCGAGCCCUGCUCCGACCCUCCGCCGCCGCCACCACCGUCGGAUCCUCCGGCGGCGGAGCCGGUUGAGGAGAAAACCGUCAUCCCACCUCCCGCUGAAGAGAAGCCCGAUGACAGCAAGGCUAUUGUUGUUGUUGAAAAAUGCGAAGAAGUUGAGGAAAAGAAAGCAGAGGCCCCUCAUGAUAGAGACGUCGUGCUUGCUCGAGUAGCAACCGAAAAGAGAUUGUCUUUAAUUCAAGCAUGGGAAGAAAGCGAGAAGUCGAAAGCCGAGAACAAGGCACAGAAGAAAGUAUCUGCUGUAGCAGCAUGGGAGAACAGCAAGAAGGCUAAUAUAGAGGCUGAGCUUAAGAAAAUUGAGGAAAAAUUGGAGAAAAAGAAAGCAGAAUAUGUAGAGAAAAUGAAGAACAAGGUAGCUAUGGUGCACAAGGCGGCCGAAGAGAAACGAGCGAUGGUGGAAGCUAGACGCGGCGAAGAUCUUCUCAAGGCGGAGGAAAUCGCGGCGAAAUAUCGUGCAACCGGAACUGCACCGAAGAAAUUACUUGGCUUUUUCUGAAAAAAAUGAAAAGUCCUGAUUUUAAACUGAAGUUUGCAUUAUUGUUUUAACAUAUUUUUUAUUCCAUUUAGGACAUAUAUAUAUACAUCUAUUUGAUUUCAGAUUUGUGUUUUGUGUGGGUGAUUUGGUGUAAAAUUUGAUAUUUGUUUUGUGAGUCAGUCAGUAGUGUAUGUGUGCAUAGAAUGAUUGCUGUAUUUGUUUAUAGAUACACACCUCUGUAUGUAUUUGUGGAAACAAGAUAUUCAUGUUUGGAAAUUUGCAAGAUUUGAUUAAUUGCU
Messenger RNA from Erythranthe guttata (spotted monkey flower), 1098 nucleotides. Its product is annotated as remorin. NCBI's taxonomy places the organism in Eukaryota, Viridiplantae, Streptophyta, Magnoliopsida, Lamiales, Phrymaceae. The record is from RefSeq and is a predicted model, not a curated record.